Penicillium taxi is the source of this 1416-nucleotide messenger RNA. Its product is annotated as UDP-N-acetylglucosamine--dolichyl-phosphate N-acetylglucosaminephosphotransferase. Gene Ontology annotation, biological process: protein N-linked glycosylation; dolichol-linked oligosaccharide biosynthetic process. Gene Ontology annotation, molecular function: UDP-N-acetylglucosamine-dolichyl-phosphate N-acetylglucosaminephosphotransferase activity. Gene Ontology annotation, cellular component: membrane. The transcript is spliced from 3 exons. The record is from RefSeq and is a predicted model, not a curated record. The annotation marks the transcript as partial. Lineage: Eukaryota; Fungi; Ascomycota; Eurotiomycetes; Eurotiales; Aspergillaceae.
AGCCAUUUGCUCACGAUGCAUGACCCAAGUACCCUUUCCUGGACGGAGACAUGGCGCCUGCUGAUCCUUGCCGGGGCUGGAUUUGCCGUUCUGGUGAAUACAUUCGAAGGUGAUGGCGCACCCGUACUAGCUUCGAGUGCAUUAUCGGUCAUUGCUUUUGCAAUAACAUUCAGUAUGAUCCGAUGGCUUGGACCAGUGUUUAUCAAGGCCGGACUGAAGGGGAAAGAUAUGGCCAAGCCAAAGAAGCCUGAAAUACCCGAAACAAUGGGCGCUGUAUGCGCAGUGGUGUAUAUGAUUUGCAUGAUUGUUUUCAUUCCAUUUGCUUUCUAUAAAGACAUUGUCACAGCCACAUCUGGCGGAGGAAAUCGUGACGUGGUGAUCGAAGAUCAACUCGUUGAGACUGGUCGAUUCCUACAUAGAUUUCCCCAUGGCAAGCUUGCAUCCUACUUGUCUGGUCUUCUUUCUCUGCAAUGCAUUGUCAUCCUUGGAAUUGGAGAUGACCUUCUUGACAUUCGCUGGAGACACAAGGUCCUCAUUCCUGCCUUCUCCGCAAUUCCUAUGCUAAUUGUCUAUUUUGUGGACUUCGGUGUCACACAUGUAGUUGUACCAGUCCCGCUACAACGAUACCUAGGCGAUUUCAUUGAUCUUGGGUGGCUGUACUACAUGUACAUGGGAGCUGUGGCUAUAUUUUGUCCCAACGCCAUCAACAUGCUGGCAGGUAUUAAUGGAAUCGAAGUUGCUCAGUCACUUGUGAUAGCGGUUCUACUAAUAUUCAACGAUGCCCUGUACCUGGCCCCUAUCACACCAUAUCCACACCCAGCCACAGACUCGCACUUGUUCUCCAUAUACUUCCUUUUGCCAUUCAUUGGUGUUUCAGUGGCACUCUUGUGCCACAAUUGGUAUCCCUCUAAAGUAUUUGUUGGUGAUACCUACUGCUACUUUGCGGGAAUGGUGUUUGCAGUUGUGGGUAUUUUGGGACAUUUCAGCAAAACUUUAUUGCUAUUGUUCAUCCCGCAAAUCUUCAACUUUCUUUAUUCGGUACCACAACUUUUUCAUCUCAUCCCUUGCCCCCGUCAUCGGCUGCCCAAGUUCAAUUCUUCUACCGGGCUACUGGAUGCAUCUGUUACAGAGUGGACAGUCCCCCCUUCCCCAUUGAUUGACACUGCCUUGAAUAUCUUGCAUAGCUUGCAGUUGGUGCGAGUUGUCAGGAAUGAAAAUGGAAAGAUUGUUCGGUCUACGAACCUCACCAUUCUCAACCUCUGGCUUGUCUGGAUGGGACCAAUGAGAGAAAACCGACUUGCAUGGCACAUGGUCGCAGUUCAGACUGUAUGUGGCUUAUUUGGCCUCUUUGUACGGCAUCGACUUGCAUUGCUUGUGUUCAAUCAUGAUAAUCGGACAUUUGAAUCUGUGGUGUAG